UGCCAAUGGAAAGUGUCUCGGCAUUUCUUCUUCUCCUCGUGGACAUUGCCGCUCUAGUCCUCGGUACACGCGGGAAUCUUACAGAGGAAGUAAGUACAUCAUGCCUUGCCCUUUGCCUUCUAGUUGUGGCAUCGGUGGGGGCCGCUUAUUACAUGUGGUUACAGACAUAUGUCACGAUGCUUGAUUUGGUUUUCUCUGCCAUACUCCUUGGCCUUAACAUAUUGGCGGCGUUGGCAGGGGUCUACGUGGUACAAGGCGUCGUGCGGGCGAAACGCGGUCCGCGGCAGAGAUUUGCACCACCACCACAGGGCCUGCCGAUUCCUCUGCGGAAUAACAUGAAGCGGCAGAAGGGGGACUAG
This is a messenger RNA of Trypanosoma rangeli, 359 nucleotides long. Its product is annotated as transmembrane protein 216. The transcript has a single exon. NCBI's taxonomy places the organism in Eukaryota, Euglenozoa, Kinetoplastea, Trypanosomatida, Trypanosomatidae. The record is from RefSeq and is a predicted model, not a curated record. The annotation marks the transcript as partial.